This is a messenger RNA of Eimeria tenella, 277 nucleotides long. RefSeq lists its product as uncharacterized. The transcript is spliced from 2 exons. The record is from RefSeq and is a predicted model, not a curated record. NCBI's taxonomy places the organism in Eukaryota, Apicomplexa, Conoidasida, Eucoccidiorida, Eimeriidae. The annotation marks the transcript as partial.
AUGGCGCUCACCAAGACCUCUCCCUGGGGCCGGGCACCUCGCCUGGCGUGGCUAGCUGGGUCAUCCCUGCUGCUGCUGCUGCUCUGGGGCCCCUCAGCAGCAGCAGCAGAAGGGGACCUGCUGCAGGAUGAGAAGCCGAUGAGGGAGCGCAGCAGAUCCAUCGGCGGCGGCAGCAGCAGCAGCCUCAACCCCCCCAGCGCUGAAGACGCAAGCGACAGAAGAGCCCGCAGAGGAGCUUCGCUCCCCCUAGAAGUGGAGAGGACUCAAGGAGUUCAGA